This is a messenger RNA of Salvia splendens (bonfire salvia), 800 nucleotides long. RefSeq names its product mitochondrial import inner membrane translocase subunit TIM14-2. The transcript is spliced from 4 exons. Gene Ontology annotation, cellular component: PAM complex, Tim23 associated import motor. Bases 186 to 515 code for a protein of 109 amino acids. Gene Ontology annotation, biological process: protein import into mitochondrial matrix. Lineage: Eukaryota; Viridiplantae; Streptophyta; Magnoliopsida; Lamiales; Lamiaceae. Gene Ontology annotation, molecular function: ATPase activator activity. The record is from RefSeq and is a predicted model, not a curated record.
ACCAAGUCCGAAUUUAUCUUCUUCACCAAGAAAGUACCUAUCAUAAAACUCAGACCCUGAUUCGUAGGUGGAGAAUAAUCAACAUAGAAACCAAGGAUUUGUAUUGAUUUCUCUCGCAUUCAUCUCAAUAUUUGAUCGAGUUGGCCGGGAUUGUUUCGUGCGGGUAUUUUUGCAUUUCUUAUAUUAUGGCAUCCGUAGCAGUAGCAGGGGCUGCAGUUGGAGCUAGUGCUCUAGGUGCUAGAUACUUGCUAAGGGCAUGGCAAGCAUUCAAAUCCAACCCACGGGCCCGUAAUUUUUACCACGGGGGAUUUCAACAGGCCAUGAACAGGCGAGAGGCCGCAUUGAUUCUUGGAGUGAGGGAGCACGUCGCCUUGGAAAAGAUCAAAGAGGCUCAUAGAAGAGUGAUGGUAGCAAACCACCCUGAUGCUGGGGGCAGCCAUUACCUUGCUUCAAAGAUCAAUGAAGCUAAAGAUAUCUUGUUGAAGAAAUCGAAGGCGUCGGAUUCUGCAUUCUGAUGGAAUCUGCCAUGACAUGGAGAAAUGCUCUCUGUGACGCCAUUUUUUGUGCUGAUUGAUAAUUGGCAAUUGAUUUUGUUUUGGUAGUUUGACAGCUAUCAGUUUGUGAUGUGGAGAUGUUGCUGAAGAGUAGAAGAUGUAUGGGAAAUUUUUUGUUGGUUUGUAUUGAUAGAAUGUGUAGGAGUUAUUUAUGCAGCUAAGAACGUUGUAUUUUCUCUUUACUGUUUGGUUUAUAUUUCUGUGAUUACUCAUUCAAGGUGAUCAAUGAAAAAUAUUUAUGUACAA